CACUUAUCAAGCAAACUUGAUCAGGUAUUAAAUGCAGUAGAAACUAAGAAUGAGAUUAACGUGGAGACAAUGGAUAAACAGAUGUCCAUUCUCAAGCGACAGUUACAGACAGAGCGAUUACGACGCAACAAGCUAGAGUCACAACUUCGGGGACAGACACGAGCCAUCCAUCGGUACCGCCAAGUCUGUCGUAAAAAUGAAACUUACCCACCAGCCAUACGCGACUGCCAGGACGUGUAUGAGUACAUCUCCAGAAAGCAUGGAGUUUUUGAAAUACAACCUAAAAAUGGUCCAAAGAUGUCAGUGUUUUGUGAGGACGGCUGGACUGUAUUUCAGAGCAGGGAAGAUGGAUCGGUGACCUUUGACCGUGACUGGGAAGAAUACAAACAUGGGUUCGGUAAACCCUCAGCAGAGUACUGGCUUGGAAAUGAAAAUAUACACUAUGUCAGCAGACAAAAGUCUUACAAACUGAUGGUGGAGUUAGGAGAUUGGGAAGGACGGUCGGCCAAUGCUAUCUAUGACUCUUUUAAAAUAGAAAAUGAACAGGGAUUUUACCGGCUCCAUUUAGGCAAGUUUGUCACUGGUGCAGCACGCGACGGACUUCGUUUCCACGAAAGCAUAGGUCAUGGGGGAUCUGUGAAUGGCAUGGCAUUCUCUACGCGAGACAGGGACCAUGACAAAUCAAGUAGAAACUGUGCCAAGCUUUACAACGGUGGCUGGUGGUAUAAUGACUGCUUCUGGUCAAAUCUGAAUGGAGAUUAUGUGUAUAAAGGUGGCGUAUUCUCCGACAAAUUUACCUGGUUUCCAUGGAAAAUGAACCAUUACUCUCUGAAGACUUCCAAAAUGAAGCUUAAACCAACAUGAAAUAUGCCAAACCAGAUACACAAAAUUGAGAAAUCUUGAGAAAUUAUUGCUGCUUAUUUUUCGUCUCGGCCUGUCUUCUCGAAUUCCCUAAUG
This is a messenger RNA of Liolophura sinensis, 957 nucleotides long. RefSeq names its product ryncolin-1-like. The record is from RefSeq and is a predicted model, not a curated record. Bases 70 to 864 code for a protein of 264 amino acids. Gene Ontology annotation, biological process: blood coagulation. The transcript is spliced from 3 exons. NCBI's taxonomy places the organism in Eukaryota, Metazoa, Mollusca, Polyplacophora, Chitonida, Chitonidae.